This is a messenger RNA of Pistacia vera, 916 nucleotides long. RefSeq lists its product as uncharacterized. The transcript is spliced from 7 exons. Bases 258 to 701 code for a protein of 147 amino acids. NCBI's taxonomy places the organism in Eukaryota, Viridiplantae, Streptophyta, Magnoliopsida, Sapindales, Anacardiaceae. The record is from RefSeq and is a predicted model, not a curated record.
UUGCCCGCCCAAACACAUUUCUUACUCCAAAAUUCAAACUCCAUUUGGUUUUCUUUCAAAUCUUUCAUCUAACAAACUCACUCUCUCCUCCUUCUUACAUCUUCAUCUCAGAACUCAGUUUACUUCUCAAUUAACCACAACGCGUUAAACCUGUCUUUAUUAAUUGUUUAAUUAAAUCUAAUCUUCAAUUAAACCCUAGAUAAACCCUUACUUAAUUUUUUCUUUUUUUAAAUUCGAAUUCGAUCCCGUCUCUGCUAAUGGCCACCAACGCUGAUUCUACUCCUUCUGUCCCCGUUUCUGCUCCACUCGUACCCAAGAAAGAAAAUAUUACUCCGAUUGGCUCUAAAAUCACCGAAUUGAAUGAAUCGAGGGCAGAGUUGCUUAAUAGAAUUCAAGGGCUCAAGCAGGAUUUGCAAAACUGGAGAUCAAAAUUAGACACUCAAGUCAAGAUCUACCGCGAUGAGCUGUCUGAAAUGAAGAAAUCACUGAGUGUUGAAGUUGAUCAACUUCGAUCAGAAUUUCAAGACUUGAGGAGCACUCUCCAGCAACAACAAGAUGAUGUUACUGCUAGUCUCAGAAAUUUGGGGCUGCAGGAUGUUUCAGGAGAUGCCAAAGAGGUCCAAGAUCCCAAGGUUGAUGAAAAAGAUGGGGAAGUCUGUUCUUCCCCAGUGGAGGAUGACGCUAAAAAGGAUGAAAACUAGAUUGGUUUCAAUUCUAUGUUAAUUUAUUUUACUCUGCGCUCUCACAGGAAAUUUGGUGUCCCUCUAUCUAUCCAAAUCCAAAUCAUAAUCGUUGUAUUUGUUCAAAUCUGUUAUUGCCAUGUUGUCCAGACAGAAGUCUCAUUUGAAUAAAUUGAGACAUGGACUUGUGAUCUGCCUAGGUUUCUAUUCAAGCACGCAUAGAUUUUUUCUUCGCC